CUUGCGCUCCCCCGCCGCCGGCCUCCGAGGAAGUUGGGCCGGGGGGCGACCUGGGGAACUCUCCUUUUCCGCUUGCAUUUUCCCUUCUUCCGAGUUCCCCGCGGGCGGCUGCUGAUGGGCUCCUCUCCCCAGGCGCGGUCAAGUGUGCCGGUUUCAGCCCCGAGCCCUCCGCCGCCGAGGCCCUCCCCUGCCCGGGGGACUCGGUGGCACAGGCUUCCGGGGCGUCGGGAGCGACAUCCCUGUCCUGGGCGGUGGGGGCGGGGAGGGGAAAAGUUGCGUGCGCCUCCCGCCGGCGGGGGCCGCCCCUCCCGCCGCCUCCCCCGCGCCCACCGCCCCCAGGUGAGGCUGUCUGCGGGGUGCGGUUGGCCCUCGCCGGCUUUCGAUCUUGCGUGGCAGUCGCUAAGCCCUCCGGGAUCCGAAAGACGCUGGGUUUGGGUGGGGGCUGUGUGUGAGGACUUCUCAUCCCGGCGCACUUCCCUGAAAAGGCGACCUGGCCGAGGCCGAGGCCCAGCGAGGACCGAAAAGACUGAAGAAUAUGAAAGAGGUGUCAAAAUGACAUCCAGAUUUGGGAAAACAUACAGUAGGAAAGGAGGAAAUGGCAGUUCAAAAUUUGAUGAAGUCUUUUCCAACAAACGGACCACCCUUAGCACAAAAUGGGGAGAGACUACGUUUAUGGCUAAGUUAGGGCAGAAGAGGCCGAAUUUCAAACCAGAUAUCCAAGAGGUUCCCAAGAAACCUAAGGUGGAAGAAGAAAGUACCGGAGAUCCUUUUGGAUUUGAUAGCGAUGAUGAGUCUCUACCAGUUUCUUCAAAGAAUUUAGCCCAGGGUAAGGGCUCCUCUUACUCCGAGUCGAGCGAAGCUGCUCCGCUGGAAGAUGUGACUUCUGUACUUGAAGCUAAUAGCAAAAUUAGUCAUGCAGUGGGGGAAGACAGUGUCGGAUCUGAUAAGUGUGUGCAUCUGGAGGAUGCUUUGCUUGGGAAGGAAAAGAGCACAAACCGAAUCUUAGAAGAUGAUGCAAGCAAAAGUAGCUGCACUAAAUUAAUGACUUCAGAUAAAGUGGAGAAUUUUAGUGAAGAAUAUGAAAAGAACAGUCACCAUAUUUACAAAAAUGCUGAAGACAGUACUAAGAAACCCAAUGCAGAAACUAUAGUGGCUUCUGGAUACAAAGCUGAUGAAAUCAAGGAAACAAAUGAUACUUGGAACUCCCAACUUGGAAAAAGAUCAGAAUCUCCAUCAGAAAUGUCUCCGAUGAAGGGAUCUGUAAGAACUGGUUUGUAUGAAUGGGAUAAUGAUUUCGAAGAUAGCAGAUCAGAAGAUUGUAUUUUAAGUGUGGAUAGUGAUCCUCUUUUGGAGAUGAAGGAUGAAGAUUUUAAAAAUCGGUUGGAAAAUUUAAAUGAAGCCAUUGAGGAAGACAUCGUGCAAAGUGUUCUUAGGCCAACCAACUGUAGGACGUACUGUAGGGCCAAUAAAGCAAAAUCCUCGCCAGGAGCAUCCAAUUUUGAUAAGCUAAUGGACGGCACCAGUCAGGCCUUAGCCAAAGCAAACAGUGAAUCAAGUAAAGAUGGCCUGAAUCAGGCAAAAAAAGGCAGUGCUAGUUGUGGGACCAGUUUUAGAGGGACGGUUGGACGGACUAGAGAUUACACUGUUUUACAUCCAUCUUGCUUGUCAGUUUGUAAUGUUACCAUACAGGAUACUAUGGAACGCAGCAUGGAUGAGUUCACUGCAUCAACUCCUGCAGAUUUGGGAGAAGCUGGCCGUCUAAGAAAAAAGGCAGAUAUUGCAACUGCUAAGACCACUACUAGAUUUCGACCUAGUAAUACUAAAUCCAAAAAGGAUGUUAAACUUGAAUUUUUUGGUUUUGAAGAUCAUGAUGAGACAGGAGGUGAUGAAGGAGGUUCUGGGAGUUCUAAUUACAAAAUUAAGUAUUUUGGCUUUGAUGAUCUCAGUGAAAGUGAAGAUGAUGAAGAUGACGACUGCCAAGUGGAAAGAAAGACAAGCAAAAAAAGAACUAAAACAGCUCCAUCACCCUCCUUGCAGCCUCCUCCGGAAAGCAAUGAUAAUUCCCAGGACAGUCAGUCUAGUACUAAUAAUGCAGAAAACUUGGAUUUUACAGAGGACUUGCCUGGUGUGCCUGAAAGUGUGAAGAAGCCUCCAAAUAAACAAGGAGAUAAAUCAAAGGAAAAUACCAGAAAGAUUUUUAGUGGCCCCAAAAGGUCUCCUACAAAAGCUGUAUAUAAUGCCAGACAUUGGAACCAUCCAGAUUCAGAAGAACUACCUGGGCCACCAGUAGUAAAACCUCAGAGUGUCCCAGUGAGGCUGUCUUCAAAGGAACCAAAUCAAAAAGAUGAUGGAGUUUUUAAGGCUCCUGCACCACCACCCAAAGUGAUAAAAACUGUGACAAUACCUACUCAGCCCUACCAAGAUAUAGUUACUGCACUGAAAUGCAGAAAAGAAGACAAAGAAUUGUAUACUGUUGUUCAGCACGUGAAGCACUUCAAUGAUGUGGUGGAAUUUGGUGAAAAUCAAGAGUUCACUGACGACAUUGAGUACUUGUUAAGUGGCUUAAAGAGCACUCAGCCUCUAAACACACGUUGCCUUAGUGUUAUUAGCUUGGCUACUAAAUGUGCCAUGCCCAGUUUUCGAAUGCACCUGAGAGCACACGGGAUGGUAGCAAUGGUCUUUAAAACCUUGGAUGAUUCCCAGCACCAUCAGAAUUUGUCCCUUUGUACAGCUGCCCUCAUGUACAUACUGAGUAGAGAUCGUUUGAACAUGGAUCUUGAUAGAGCUAGCCUAGAUCUAAUGAUUCGACUUCUAGAACUGGAACAAGAUGCUUCUUCAGCUAAGCUACUAAAUGAAAAAGACAUGAACAAAAUCAAAGAAAAAAUUCGAAGGCUCUGUGAAACUGUGCACAACAAGCAUCUUGAUCUAGAAAAUAUAACGACGGGGCAUUUGGCUAUGGAGACGUUGCUGUCCCUUACUUCUAAACGAGCGGGAGACUGGUUUAAAGAAGAGCUCCGGCUUUUGGGUGGUCUGGAUCACAUUGUAGAUAAAGUGAAAGAAUGUGUGGAUCAUUUAAGUAGAGACGAAGAUGAAGAGAAACUAGUGGCCUCAUUAUGGGGCGCAGAGAGAUGUUUACGAGUUUUAGAAAGUGUAACAGUGCAUAAUCCAGAGAAUCAAAGCUACUUGAUAGCAUAUAAAGAUUCGCAACUCAUUGUUUCAUCAGCUAAAGCGUUACAGCAUUGUGAAGAACUGAUUCAGCAGUAUAACCGUGCGGAGAACAGUGUGUGUGUACCUGACAGUAAGCCUCUGCCUCACCAGAACGUGACUAACCACGUGGGCAAAGCCGUGGAGGACUGCAUGCGGGCCAUCAUUGGGGUGUUGCUCAAUUUAACUAAUGAUAAUGAGUGGGGCAGCACCAAAACAGGAGAGCAGGAUGGCUUGAUUGGCACAGCCAUGAACUGUGUUCUUCAGGUUCCAAAGUACCUACCUCAGGAGCAGAGAUUUGAUAUUCGUGUGCUGGGCCUAGGUCUACUGAUCAACCUAGUGGAGUACAGUGCUCGGAAUCGGCACUGUCUUGUCAACAUGGAAACAUCAUGUUCUUUUGAUUCUUCCUUCUGUAGUGGAGAAGGAGACGAUAGUUUAAGGAUAGCUGGACAAGUCCAUGCUGUUCAGGCUUUAGUGCAGCUAUUCCUUGAGCGAGAGCGAGCAGCCCAAUUGGCAGAAAGUAAAACAGAUGAGUUGAUCAAAGACGCUCCCACCACUCAGCAUGAUAAGAGUGGAGAGUGGCAAGAAACAAGUGGGGAGAUACAGUGGGUGUCAACUGAAAAGACCGACAGUGCAGAGGAGAAACAGAAGAAGGAGGAGGAUGACGAAGAGCUUGACCUCAAUAAAGCCCUUCAGCACGCUGGCAAACACAUGGAGGACUGCAUCGUGGCCUCGUACACAGCACUCCUGCUCGGCUGUCUCUGCCAGGAGAGUCCAAUCAAUGUGACCACUGUGCGGGAGUAUCUGCCAGAAGGGGACUUUUCAAUAAUGACAGAGAUGCUAAAAAAAUUCCUGAGCUUCAUGAACCUUACUUGUGCUGUCGGAACCACAGGCCAGAAGUCUAUCUCGAGAGUGAUUGAGUACCUGGAACACUGCUAGCUGCUGUACCUUUGCUCCAGGUGCUCGGUGUGCUGGAGCUGUCCUUAGACAAAGACGGCCGUGGGGAUGUACCAAGAACAUUCAUCAGUAUCAUUCAUGUUUGGAUUUUGAGGCCACCUGAUUUCUUCGUCAUGCAUUCUGCGUUUGCUAAAAGACAGUUACCACAUCAAUCUGCAGCUAUCAGAAAGGAGGGGAAAGGUUCAGGCUGUCAGCGCCAUGCAGUAUUUACGUACACUUCCCUUGGCAGAGUUCCUUCUCUCCCCUGUUCUCUUGCUUCAUUCUGGGCAAGUUUAAGGGGACGAUUUGUGCUGCUGUUAGUGCAACUGCUGUGUAUGUUGAGCCACUGUUGUCAGGCCAGCCAGGUGGAGAGGCAGCUUAGCUACUGAGGCGUCGAGUGUUCGGAGGACAUUCUCGACCACAGCUUAGUUCCUUUUUCAGGCUCAUUUGCUUUUGCUUUUUUGUUGAAUGAUUCCAAUCGUAAAUAAAGCUUUUAAUAAUUUUGUGAA
Equus quagga is the source of this 4649-nucleotide messenger RNA. RefSeq names its product WAPL cohesin release factor (gene WAPL). Bases 115 to 4143 code for a protein of 1342 amino acids. Gene Ontology annotation, biological process: regulation of chromosome condensation. The transcript is spliced from 19 exons. The record is from RefSeq and is a predicted model, not a curated record. NCBI's taxonomy places the organism in Eukaryota, Metazoa, Chordata, Mammalia, Perissodactyla, Equidae.